Phacochoerus africanus (Common warthog) is the source of this 3817-nucleotide messenger RNA. RefSeq names its product myosin IF (gene MYO1F). Gene Ontology annotation, biological process: actin filament organization; vesicle transport along actin filament. The transcript is spliced from 28 exons. Lineage: Eukaryota; Metazoa; Chordata; Mammalia; Artiodactyla; Suidae. Gene Ontology annotation, molecular function: ATP binding; actin filament binding; microfilament motor activity. The record is from RefSeq and is a predicted model, not a curated record. The coding region runs from base 131 to 3427 and encodes 1098 amino acids. Gene Ontology annotation, cellular component: microvillus; plasma membrane; vesicle.
GGCUGGGAGUCCGCUGAAGGAGCAGGAGCAGGGCCAUGCCCCAGCCGCCCCCCGGAACUUCCUGAGCCUGCACCCCGGCCACCACCCAUUCAGGCACUCCCCCACAGGGGCCCAGACAUCAACCCCCAUCAUGGGCAGCAAGGAGCGCUUCCACUGGCAGAGCCACAAUGUGAAGCAGAGCGGCGUGGACGACAUGGUGCUGCUGCCCCAGAUCACCGAGGACGCCAUUGUGGGCAACCUCCGCAAGCGCUUCAUGGACGAUUACAUCUUUACCUACAUCGGCUCCGUGCUCAUCUCCGUAAACCCUUUCAAGCAGAUGCCCUACUUCACUGACCGAGAGAUCGACCUCUACCAGGGCGCGGCCCAGUACGAGAAUCCCCCGCACAUCUAUGCCCUCACGGACAACAUGUACCGGAACAUGCUCAUUGACUGUGAGAACCAGUGUGUCAUCAUCAGUGGAGAAAGUGGAGCUGGGAAGACAGUGGCAGCCAAAUACAUCAUGGGCUACAUCUCCAAGGUGUCAGGAGGGGGCGAGAAGGUCCAGCAUGUGAAGGAUAUCAUCCUGCAAUCAAACCCACUGCUGGAAGCCUUUGGCAAUGCCAAGACCGUGCGCAACAAUAAUUCCAGUCGCUUUGGCAAGUACUUCGAGAUCCAGUUCAGCCGUGGUGGAGAGCCCGACGGGGGCAAGAUCUCCAACUUCUUGCUGGAGAAAUCUCGCGUGGUCAUGCAAAAUGAAAACGAGAGGAACUUCCACAUCUACUACCAGCUGCUGGAAGGGGCCUCUCAGGAGCAGCGGCAGAACCUGGGGCUCAUGACCCCCGACUACUAUUACUACCUCAACCAAUCAGACACCUACAAGGUGGACGGCACCGAUGACCGGAGCGACUUCAGCGAGACUCUGAACGCCAUGCAGGUCAUCGGGAUCCCGCCCAACAUCCAGCAGCUGGUUCUGCAGCUCGUGGCGGGGAUCUUGCACCUGGGAAACAUUAGCUUCUGCGAAGAUGGAAAUUAUGCCCGGGUGGAGAGUGCAGACCUCCUGGCCUUCCCCGCCUACCUCCUGGGCAUUGACAGCGGGCGGCUGCAGGAGAAGCUGACCAGCCGCAAGAUGGACAGCCGCUGGGGUGGGCGCAGCGAGUCCAUUGACGUGACCCUGAACGUGGAGCAGGCAGCCUACACACGGGAUGCCCUGGCCAAGGGGCUCUAUGCCCGUCUCUUCGACUUCCUUGUGGAGGCCAUCAACCGUGCCAUGCAGAAGCCCCAGGAGGAGUACAGCAUCGGCGUGCUUGACAUCUACGGCUUUGAGAUCUUCCAGAAAAAUGGCUUUGAGCAGUUCUGCAUCAACUUCGUCAAUGAGAAGCUACAGCAGAUCUUUAUCGAACUCACCCUCAAGGCUGAACAGGAGGAGUAUGUACAGGAGGGCAUCCGCUGGACCCCCAUCCAGUACUUCAACAACAAAAUCGUCUGUGACCUCAUCGAAAACAAGCUGAGUCCCCCAGGCAUCAUGAGCGUUCUGGACGACGUGUGCGCCACCAUGCACGCCACGGGCGGCGGUGCCGACCAGACGCUGCUGCAGAAGCUGCAGGCGGCCGUGGGCACCCAUGAGCACUUCAACAGCUGGAGCUCUGGCUUUGUCAUCCACCACUACGCUGGCAAGGUCUCGUAUGAUGUCAGCGGCUUCUGUGAAAGGAACCGAGAUGUCCUCUUCUCUGACCUCAUUGAGCUGAUGCAGACCAGUGAGCAGGCCUUCCUCCGGAUGCUCUUUCCUGAGAAACUGGAUGUAGAAAAGAAAGGCCGCCCCAGCACUGCCGGCUCCAAGAUCAAGAAACAAGCCAAUGACUUGGUGUCCACGCUGAUGAAAUGCACACCCCACUACAUCCGCUGCAUCAAACCCAACGAGACCAAGAGGCCCCGUGACUGGGAGGAGAACAGGGUCAAGCACCAGGUGGAGUACCUCGGCCUGAAGGAAAACAUCAGGGUGCGCCGGGCAGGCUUCGCCUACCGCCGCCAGUUCUCCAAGUUCCUGCAGAGGUACGCCAUUCUGACCCCUGAGACGUGGCCGCGGUGGCGUGGGGACGAGCGUCAGGGGGUCCAGCACUUGCUGCGGGCUGUCAACAUGGAGCCGGACCAGUACCAGAUGGGGAGCACCAAGGUCUUCGUCAAGAACCCCGAGUCGCUCUUCCUUCUGGAGGAGAUGAGAGAGCGAAAAUUCGAUGGCUUUGCCCGUACCAUCCAGAAGGCCUGGCGGCGCCACGUGGCAGUCCGGAAGUACGAGGAGAUGCGGGAGGAAGCUUCCAACAUUCUGCUGAACAAGAAGGAGCGGAGACGGAACAGCAUCAAUAGGAACUUCGUCGGGGACUACCUGGGGCUGGAGGAGCGGCCAGAGCUGCGUCAGUUCCUGGGCAAGAGGGAGCGUGUGGACUUCGCUGACUCGGUCAACAAAUAUGACCGUCGCUUCAAGCCCAUCAAGAGGGACUUGAUCCUGACGCCCAAGUGCGUGUAUGUGAUUGGGCGGGAGAAGGUGAAGAAGGGACCUGAGAAGGGCCAGGUGCGUGAGGUUCUGAAGAAGAAGCUGGAGAUCCAGGCACUGCGGGGAGUUUCCCUCAGUACGCGGCAGGACGACUUCUUCAUCCUCCAAGAAGACGCAGCUGACAGCUUCCUGGAAAGCGUCUUCAAAACCGAGUUUGUCAGCCUCCUGUGCAAGCGCUUUGAGGAGGCGGUGCGGAGGCCCCUGCCCCUCACCUUCAGCGACACACUACAGUUCCGAGUGAAGAAGGAGGGCUGGGGCGGAGGUGGCACCCGCAGCGUCACUUUUUCCCGCGGUUCCGGCGACGUGGCGUUGCUCAAAGCUAGCGGCCGGGCCCUCACGGUCAGCGUGGGUGAUGGACUGCCCAAAAGCUCCAAGCCUACACGGAAGGGAAUGGCCCAGGGAAAACCUCGAAGGUUUGCCCAGGCCCCUACUCGAGCAGCUCCCGGGCCACCCAGAGGCCUGGAUCGCAAUGGCGUGCCUCCUUCUGCCAGAGGGGGCCACCUGCCCCUGGAGAUCACAUCCGCAGGGAGCUCCCAAAGACCACCACAGGGCCCUCCGUCUUCAGCCUUGGGGGCCAGCAGACGCCCACGGGCACGGCCCCCCUCGGAGCACAACACAGAAUUCCUCAAUGUGCCUGACCAGGGCGUGGCUGGCAUGCAGAGGAAACGCAGCGUGGGGCAGCGACCUGUGCCUGGUGUGGGCCGACCCAAGCCCCAGCCACGGGCACACGGUCCGAGAUGUCGGGCACUGUACCAGUAUGUGGGCCAAGAUGUGGACGAGCUGAGCUUCAAUGUGAACGAGGUCAUCGAGAUCCUCUUGGAAGAUUCCUCAGGCUGGUGGAAAGGGCGGCUGCACGGCCAGGAAGGCCUCUUCCCAGGAAACUAUGUGGAGAAAAUCUGAGUGGGGCAGGGGCCUGCCCUCACACCUGCCUGCCUGCCCAGGAGCCAGGCCUUGCAAUGCAGAUCUCUCGUUCCCCUUGACUGCACUGGCCAGAAGGUCCAGUCUUGUGGCCUCCAGCCCAGCCUAGCCCAGGCGCUGGGUCUGGGGUCACCACUGCAGCCGCCCCCAGGCCCUGGCCUCCCCCACAUCACACUGGUUUCCUCCUAUGUCAAACAGGGCUAACAGCAGAACCUACCUCCCAGCCGCCUUGUCAGUAGGAAAUGAAUUGUGUCCCACAGGCCAAGUGCAGGGCAUAGUCGGGGGAGGAGGGCUUGACAAGCAUGACUUCCCUCCUUCUCUCAUCACUGAGGCAAUAAAUGUUUGCUGAGUGAAAACAUGAAUUAACUGGAA